Molecule: messenger RNA, 741 nt
Organism: Leptosomus discolor (cuckoo roller)
Lineage: Eukaryota; Metazoa; Chordata; Aves; Leptosomiformes; Leptosomidae
Source: RefSeq, a predicted model, not a curated record
UUAUUGAUUGACUGGAUUAACACAACUCUGAAAGAGGAACACAUAGUAGUUAAAAGUCUGGAAGAAGAUCUGUAUGAUGGGCUGGUCCUUCAUCAUCUUUUGGAAAACCUAGGAUCUCUCAAGCUGGAUGUUCACAAGAUCGCAUUAACAGAAAAUAAACAGCGACAGAAACUCUCUGUGAUUCUGGAAGCUGUGGCUAAGUGUUUGCAACUGGAAGAAAGUCAGCUGAAAUGGAGUGUGGAAUCUAUCUUCACAAAGGACUUACUGAGCACACUGCAUCUUCUGGUUGCAAUAGCAAAGCACUUUGAACCUAACCUGGCCAUGCCUCCAAAUGUUAAAGUGGAAACAAUCACCAUUGAGAACACCCACAGAGGAUUAAAGACAGCAAAUGCGGUGGAAUAUAUCACAGAAAACAAAGAGAAUUUAGAAGCUCAGUCAAAAGGUGAUGCCUUUGAUGAAUUAUUUAGCCGUGCUCCCGAUAAACUGGAUGCUGUAAAAAAGGUAUUUUUGCAGUUUGUCAACCAGCAUGUUGGAAAAUUAGGAUUAAAUGUGAAAGACAUCGAAUCUCAGUUUGCAGAUGGAGUUAUCUUACUUCUGUUAAUUGGACAGCUGGAGGGUUACUUCCUGAAUUUAAGGGAUUUCUUCCUGACUCCAGCCAGCACCACGGAGAUGAUGAAAAACGGGAUGACAAUAUAACUAAAAAUACUGAGAGACCGUAGUUCAACUGUCAUUUGUACAUAA